Messenger RNA from Phyllostomus hastatus (greater spear-nosed bat), 3462 nucleotides. RefSeq names its product calcium-binding mitochondrial carrier protein SCaMC-1. Lineage: Eukaryota; Metazoa; Chordata; Mammalia; Chiroptera; Phyllostomidae. Gene Ontology annotation, biological process: transmembrane transport. The transcript has 10 exons. Gene Ontology annotation, cellular component: mitochondrial inner membrane. Gene Ontology annotation, molecular function: ATP transmembrane transporter activity; calcium ion binding. Bases 148 to 1581 code for a protein of 477 amino acids. The record is from RefSeq and is a predicted model, not a curated record.
GGCUCCUCCCUGCGCGCCCCGCCCGGCUUGGGUGGGGUCCCCGCUGCAGCGUCCACCACACGCCGGGUCCCGGCAGCCAGGCCUGCGGCCGUUGCACGGUUCCCCCGGUGACUUCCCUAGGCCGCGCCGCCCCGCGCCUCCGGAACGAUGCUGCGCUGGCUGCGGGGCUUCGUGCUGCCCGCGGCGGCCUGCCAGGACGCGGAGCCGCCGACGCGCUACCAGACCCUGUUCCAGCAGCUGGACCGCAACGGGGACGGCGUGGUGGACAUCGGCGAACUGCAGGAGGGGCUCCGGAACCUGGGCAUCCCCCUGGGCCAGGACGCCGAGGAGAAAAUUUUUACUACUGGUGAUAUCAACAGAGAUGGAAAGCUGGAUUUUGAAGAAUUUUUGAGGUACCUUAAAGACCAUGAGAAAAAAAUGAAAUUGGCAUUUAAUAGUUUGGACAAAAAUAAAGAUGGAAAAAUCGAGGCCUCCGAAAUUGUUCAGUCUCUGCAGAUACUAGGUCUAACUAUUUCUGAACAGCAGGCAGAGUUGAUUCUCCAAAGCAUUGAUGCUGAUGGGACAAUGACAGUGGACUGGAAUGAAUGGAGGGACUACUUCUUAUUUAAUCCUGUUACAGACAUCGAGGAAAUUGUCCGUUUCUGGAAGCAUUCUACUGGUAUUGACAUAGGAGACAGCCUGACUAUUCCGGAUGAGUUCACGGAAGACGAGAAGAAGUCGGGGCAGUGGUGGAGGCAGCUGCUGGCGGGAGGCAUUGCCGGGGCCGUCUCCCGCACCAGCACCGCGCCCUUGGACCGUCUCAAAGUCAUGAUGCAGGUCCAUGGUUCAAAAUCAGACAAGAUGAACAUAUACGGCGGCUUCCGGCAGAUGGUGAAAGAAGGAGGCGUCCGCUCCCUUUGGAGAGGAAAUGGCACAAACGUCAUCAAAAUUGCUCCCGAGACGGCUGUCAAGUUCUGGGCGUAUGAACAGUACAAGAAGAUGCUCACUGAGGAAGGACAGAAAGUAGGAACCUUUGAGAGGUUCAUCUCUGGUUCCAUGGCUGGGGCAACGGCGCAGACGUUUAUUUACCCCAUGGAGGUCUUGAAAACCAGGCUGGCCGUAGGCAAAACCGGACAGUACUCUGGACUCUUCGACUGUGCCAAGAAGAUUCUGAAACGUGAAGGCAUGGGAGCUUUUUACAAAGGUUACAUUCCCAAUUUAUUGGGCAUCAUACCUUACGCAGGUAUCGAUCUUGCUGUGUAUGAGCUCUUGAAGACCCACUGGCUGGAAAAUUUUGCCAAAGACUCUGUGAACCCCGGGGUCACGGUGUUGCUGGGAUGCGGCGCCCUGUCCAGCACCUGUGGGCAGCUGGCCAGCUACCCGCUGGCUUUGGUGAGAACGCGCAUGCAGGCUCAAGCCAUGGUAGAAGGAGCCCAGCAGCUGACCAUGGUCGGCCUCUUCCGACGAAUCGUUUCCAAAGAAGGCGUGCCCGGACUCUACCGAGGCAUCACCCCGAACUUCAUGAAGGUGCUCCCGGCCGUGGGCAUCAGCUACGUGGUCUAUGAAAACAUGAAGCAGACUUUAGGAGUGAGCCAGAAAUGACGCGUCGAAUGGUUUGCUUUGGCCGGAUCACUGAGAUCUCCUGUCACCUCCAGAGGGACCGUUCCUCCUGGAAUCGCAAGCCUACGGCAAAUGGGGCUGCGGUUUUUCACAAAAGGGAAGAGCUUAUCAAGGAUCACUUUAAACGUUUGGGCUCAAUUUUAUACAUACAGAGAUGUUUUUAAAAAAUCAUAGUUUUGAUAAGCUCCUCCAAUUCUGACAAGGCCAGAAAAAUCACAUUUUAUCUCUUCUUAUUAGUCCUUUCUACGGAUCUCUGCCCUGAAUCCUAAAUCCGAAAAAUGUACCUGCUUGAACUAAAUUUGUUUUGUAGGGUAAAUUUGUUUCAUUUUGUAUGGGAGAAUGGUAAAUCAUUCAUCUUUAUUUUGAAUGGUUCAAGUUUAUGCCAGUUUCUUUAUACUGAAGUCGUCUUCUUCUUAAAAACAACAUGAUCAGAAAACCUUGAAACUUAAAUUGUUUUAUACAUUUUGAAUGUCUUUACAGACUUCUUAAUAUUCCCUUGUAGGGCCAUCAAUCGAAUCAUUGCACGAAAAUACACCUUCCAGCAGGCAAAUAAGUAGAGGGUUUAUGUCCUUGUCUUUCUUUAAGCUGAAUAAGAAUGAAUGUAAGUGGCUGAAUUUCAAGGGAUGUAAAAACUCUAGCCCAUUUUUAUCAUUUUUGUAUAAGGUGGAGUGAUGACAAUAUUUAUUUCAGUGGGCCCUUCUCUGUUUCCCUUGCAUUUCCUGGGAUGACACAGUGGUUGUGAGUAAAUUACUGUCACAUUACCGACACAAGGUGGCCUAUUUGAAAGAUUCUGUUUAUCCUGGCACUGCUUCAAAAAGCACCAGGAAACAAAAACUUUUUACUUAAUAUCAGCCUCUGAAGAGCAGCUCUGUUUUCUUUGUCCUUCAUUUCCUACUUGAAUCAGAUUUUAAUCAGGAAGUCUUCUGGAGACCGUUCUUGGUAAUCUGAAAUUUCUUAACUACAUGGAGUGCGUGGAUCAUGGGUGAACGGCCUUGUCUUCCCCCUCACUGUUCAGUUUCUUUGAACCUGCGAUUCCCAGUUUGGGCAGCACAAACCUUGUCUUAAUGUUAGGUACUUAAGUUUAAAUGCAAGGCCCAAUUUUUAAACACACACAUUUAUAUUCUUUCUUGCCCCAAGUUUUAGAACGUGUUUUUAUGAUAUAGAAAACUUAACUUUUAAUAUUAUAGCAUGUUUUUAUUUUACUGAAGCCAUUUUUGUAGUUAACUGUCUUUUCUGACUUAUGUGAUUGGGACUUAGAAAAAUAUUUAUUAGUUGCAGUUACUCUUACCACUUUUUAAAUUUAGUUCCUAAAACUUCCAUUUGAUUGCUAGCAAUUCCUGUUAUAAAUUGUCAACAUUUUACUGAAAAUCUAGUGACAUGGUAGGCAUUCACUUUAUUUCAAUCUACCUCUUAUAUUUUAUGAACCAAAGAGAAAUGUUGGACUUAUCUUUGUGAAACAUAUUCCAAAAUAUAGUUUUCAUUAUGCCUGAUAGAUGUCUCAGUAUUUUUAUAAUACAUGUGACAAGCAUGGGACUGUAUCUUUAGGGUGGUUUGUACUUGGAGUAAUACAUGAAUGAAUGACAAUAUCAAGGUACAUGAUUAGCUCUUUCUUUAAAAUUAUGGCAUGAACAAAUGAAAUCUCAAGCUACUGAUGAAUCAUCACUGUUCAUUAUGAAUUUAAAUUGUUUGCUAUUUAACAUUUGUAAGGAGUGAAUGUGAUUUAUCUGUGCAUCUUGUAUCUUUUGAAACAAUGGUUUUGUAUCUUUUGAAAAGGGCGGGGAGCUGAAGAUAACACUGUUUCCGCCAUGGACACACACUUACUUUACAUUUAUAUUAAAAAUGUGUAUAUGUUUGUUUUUAAAA